AUGUCUUCAAGAUUAUCGUCAGUGUCUGAGGAGAGUGUAGAGAGCCAGCUGAGUGUCAUCGAGGCCCCUCCUGUGGAGAAGAGCUCAACAGUUUCAGAAAAGCAUGCCAGCAAGAAUAAGAAGAACAUAAUUUCAUCUUUCUUCAAGAAAGUACGUAAGGCUGUGAAGCUUCCCAUCUGCUCCAAGAACACAGUGGACUGUCUACCACAGCAGGACCCACAGUUUGACAACUCUACACCUUGCCUGGAAGGGUGGAGCGAUGCCGCUUUAUCCAGUUCGGAUGGCUGCCCAGAGCAGUCCAGCUUUACACUUCCAGGUGAAGUGCUUGUUGAGCCAGUAAGGGCUUCAGCUUGCCUGAACCUAAAGACAGCAUCCAGAUUAGAUGACUCUACACCUAACGUCAUCUCUGAGGGCAGUACAGACAGACCGAAAUUGGAGGCUUCAGUUACAAAAAAGGGUACAGAAGAACAUAGGAAGAGGAGAAGAAUCCACUCUUUCUUCAAGAGCGUGUGGAAGGCUAUGAAAAAGCCUUUCUGCUGCCAGAACAAAGUGGAGCCUUUUGUGCCUCCACCAGAACUGGAUGAUCCUGAGCUGUCACCUGUCCCAGAGCCUUCAGACUGCGUCCCAACUAAUGAAUCCAUUAGCACUCGCUAUAUAGUGCAAAAUAUUAUUGGAGAAGGAGGCUAUGGCAAAGUGUAUGAGGGAAUCCGUAUUUCCGAUGGCAAAAAGGUUGCCAUCAAACGUAUUAAAAAAACUGUACGGGAUCAUUAUCUUCAAACUACUGUACAUCCCAAACCUCUCAUUACUGAAGUUGCGCUGAUGCUAACGAUGAGGCAAGGACCCAUAAGCCCCUACGUCAUCCAACUAUAUGAGUGGUUUGAGCACCCUCAAGUAUUCACUCUCGUGAUGGAGAAUCCGGAUCCCUGCGAGAGCUUGUGGGACUUCAUCAACAAUAACCCUAACAUGAAUGAGACAACAGCACGGCUCAUCAUGUGUCAGGCGGUGCAAGCAGUACAGCACUGCAUUGAGUGCGGUGUUUUUCAUAAUGAUAUUCAUCCAGACAAUAUCCUGUUGAGAAAACACACUUUAGAGCUCAAGUUAAUAGACUUUGGCUGUGGUCAUCUUAUUAGUAGUAAUGGCUAUGAUCGCAGUCAAUAUAGAGGUGAGCUGGCAUUUUGUGUAACAGAGUGUGGAAACCAGUAUUUAGUGACUUAUUACUGAUCAUGUGAUUCUUAUAAGAAUUGCUCAAUGCUGAACAUGUCUUGCUUACAGGAAUACAGGCUUACUUCCCACCUGAGCUCUUCACCUGUGGCAGAUUCUACGCCAUCUCUACAAACGUCUGGGCUCUAGGAGUGUUGUUGUAUGAGAUGGUGAACACGUGUUCUCCAUUUUGCAAUAUAACUGAAAUCACACAAGCUGAAAUUAGGUUUGAAAACCCAGAUUUAUCCAAAGGUGAGAGAAUAGCACUGACAACACACACAUACAGCUUCUGCACAGAAUUAACAAACAUUGGUAGAGAAUGUCCUGUCUAAAACACAGACUUUAGUACUUACCAACUGAUGUUAGAGGUUAGAAUUAUGUGUUCAGAGUUAUGUUUCUAAUAAUUGUAAAUUCCCUUAACCUUAAAUUAACCACGUUUCAGCUGUUUUGUGCAUGCUAACAUUAGUCACAUGAUCACGACUAACCAGCUCUCUCCUGAAAACAGAAUGCCGUGAUCUGAUCGUCCAGUGCCUAAACCGUGAUCCAACUGAACGGCUGACUCUCGAGCAGAUCUUGCUGCAUGACUGGUGUAAAACAGUGGAUCUAGAAGAGUCAGAGGAUUGAAACAGCAUUGGUUUCAGAGUUGAGCCAGUGUA
Messenger RNA from Carassius carassius (crucian carp), 1856 nucleotides. Its product is annotated as probable serine/threonine-protein kinase DDB_G0277449. The transcript is spliced from 6 exons. The record is from RefSeq and is a predicted model, not a curated record. Bases 1 to 1221 code for a protein of 406 amino acids. Gene Ontology annotation, molecular function: protein serine/threonine kinase activity; ATP binding. Lineage: Eukaryota; Metazoa; Chordata; Actinopteri; Cypriniformes; Cyprinidae. Gene Ontology annotation, biological process: protein autophosphorylation; regulation of mitotic cell cycle; negative regulation of apoptotic process. Gene Ontology annotation, cellular component: cytoplasm.